UAUUAAGGUGAGAGAGAGAGAGCCUUAGAGAGAGAGAGAGAGAGUUGGGGAGAGAUAAUGGAAUUUUGCAGGCAGAGAUAAAGGGCACGACUACUUUAUCAGUCAAAAAUAACCAAAGUGCCCUUGACUCGCCGCAGGCCUUCUGCAAGAAUUUGCGACUUCCCCCGUAUUCACAGAAGAAGUAGAAGAAGAAAAAAAGGGGGAGAGAGAGAAAAGAGAGAAAAGGAGGUGGAGCAACUGGUUGUAGUUUCUAGAGAGAGAGAGGAGAGAAAAAGGAGGUUGAGCUACUGUUUGGACUUUCUCUCACAAGAUGAACAACGGGCCAUCUGGGUUCCACAAUGCUCCUGUUACCAGAACAUUCGUUAUCGCAUGCACUAUCCUUACGAUUUUUAUUGGGAUGCAAGGUCGUUCUUCAUCGUUGGGUCUUGCAAACCAGGACAUUUUUAAAAAGCUUCGGUUAUGGAGGUUAAUUUCGUCUAUAUUUGCAUUUUCAUCUACUCCAGAGUUGAUGUUUGGAAUAUACCUGCUAUAUUACUUCCGGGUGUUUGAGAGACAAAUAGGCUCAAACAAAUACUCAGUCUUUAUCUUGUUAUCUGUCAUACUUACAGCACUGUUUGAGGCCAUUGCUCUGUUGCUGCUUAAAGAUCCCUCAGUAGGCAUACUGGCACCUGGACCUUACGGUCUGAUAUUUGCUUCUUUCAUCCCAUUUUACUUUGAUAUUCCGGUUACAACAAGGUUCCGUAUAUUUGGUAUUCACUUUUCAGACAAGUCCUUUAUAUAUCUCGCAGGGCUUCAGCUGCUUCUGUCAUCCUGGAAGAGAUCUCUCCUACCGGGCAUAUGUGGGGUUCUGGCUGGCAUAUCAUAUCGCCUCAAUGUUUUUGGUAUUCGCAGAAUAAAGUUCCCUGAAUUUGUUGCAUCCUUUUUCUCACGGCUAUCAUGGCCUUCAUCUUCAGCAUUGACUGGAAAUCCUACAGGAAAUGUACCUUCUCACACUGGUCGUCAAAUAGAGAGAAAUUAUGCUCCAGCUGUUGGCCUUGCAUCAGUAGUUGAGCCAGUGGAGGAUGCUGUUGCCACACUGGUGUCUAUGGGCUUCGACCAAAAUUCAGCGAGGCAAGCACUCGUGGAGGCUAGAAAUGACAUGAAUAUGGCUACUAAUAUUUUGCUCGAGGCCCAGUCUCAUUAGAGAUUCAGAGGCUCUUUCUGUUUUUUUCCAAGGAAAUGGGGGCUUAUUUUCAUUCAUGUGCAAAAGGUUGCAGCCCACCUGUAUGCGGGAGAUUGGCACAAUCUGCUUAGCUUGGAAGAUAUUUACUAGCUCUCUCUCUCUCUCUCUCUCUCUCUCUCUCAUAUUGGGUUUGAGAAUUGUUGAGAAAAUACUGACCCUCAUAUUGGGUUUGAGAAUUGUUGAGAAAAUACUGACCCGAAAAAUAUUACUGAGAUCCUGGUGAUAUUUUUUAUACUAUGUAGGGGUGGCCUGUAAAGUUUCUUUGAACAAAAAAUUGUGGACAGUGCUUGGUGCACAAAUUUGACUUGGGUGUUUUGGGGAUAGAUCUCUCUCUCAUAUUAGGUUUGAGAAUUGUUCAGAAAAUACUCACCUGGAAAAAUAUUACUGAGAUCCUGGUGAUAUUUAUGAUUCUAGGUAGGGGUGGCCUGUAAAGUUUCAUUGAACAAAAAAAUGUGCUGUGCUUAGUGCUGAAAUUCAACUUGGGUGUUUUGGGGA
Amborella trichopoda is the source of this 1717-nucleotide messenger RNA. Its product is annotated as rhomboid-like protein 20. Gene Ontology annotation, molecular function: serine-type endopeptidase activity; protein binding. Gene Ontology annotation, cellular component: membrane. The record is from RefSeq and is a predicted model, not a curated record. NCBI's taxonomy places the organism in Eukaryota, Viridiplantae, Streptophyta, Magnoliopsida, Amborellales, Amborellaceae.